Molecule: messenger RNA, 1026 nt
Organism: Stegodyphus dumicola
Lineage: Eukaryota; Metazoa; Arthropoda; Arachnida; Araneae; Eresidae
Gene: Ufd1
Product: ubiquitin fusion-degradation 1-like
Biological process (GO): ERAD pathway; ubiquitin-dependent protein catabolic process
Cellular component (GO): VCP-NPL4-UFD1 AAA ATPase complex
Molecular function (GO): polyubiquitin modification-dependent protein binding
Source: RefSeq, a predicted model, not a curated record
UGGCUGUGCAUGAUAGAAGUAAGGAAACUGAUGCAGUGUAAUAAAGAGUGGAUUGAGCCUGGCACAACUAUUUUUUUGGAUGGCUGGAAAUCCUACAGGAUUUAGGAAAAGAAGGUUUUGAACAUUUAUUUGUGAAAGGGAGUAUCAAUUUUGUGGAUAGUGAAUCUGGCUGUCAUAUAAAUACGAUAGAGAUUAUGUGGCAGCAUGUUAAAGGCGACAUGAAAUUGGUAUUUCUGCUAUUCGAAGAAGCAUUCAUUCAUGUUUUCAUUCAAUGCUUUCCAUGAAUCACUGAGGCCGUUCAGUUCUCAGUAUCGAUGUUAUUCUGUAUCUAUGCUACCAGGAAAUGAACGUCGUGAUGUAGAGAAGGGAGGAAAAAUUAUCAUGCCACCUUCAGCUUUAGAUCAUUUAACACGUCUAAAUAUUGUUUACCCUAUGCUGUUCAAAUUGGAAAAUAAGAGGACUCAUAGAGUUACACAUUGUGGAGUUUUAGAAUUUGUUGCAGAUGAAGGAAAAGUGUAUUUACCAUAUUGGAUGAUGAGAAAUCUUUUACUAGAAGAAGGUGGAAUUCUUAAUCUUGAGAAUGCAACUUUACCUGUUGCCACUUUUUCAAAGUUCCAGCCACAAAGUGAAGAUUUUUUAGAUAUAACAAAUCCUAAAGCUGUAUUAGAAAAUGCCUUAAGGAAUUUUGCCUGUUUAACUACGGGGGACAUGAUAGCUAUUGAGUAUAAUGAUAAGAUAUAUGAAUUUUGUGUUUUGGAAACUAGACCAGGAAAAGCAGUAUCAAUUAUUGAAUGUGAUAUGAAUGUGGAUUUUGCUCCUCCUGUUGGAUAUAAGGAACCUGAACCAAAAGCUGUUGCUGAGGAAGAGCCAACUCAACCUGUCGUAAAAGAGCCAGAGCUUCAUCCACCAGAUACAUCAUUUGUUGCAUUUUGUGGAAAAGGAAAUAGACUGGAUGGUAAAACAAAGGAAGUAGAAAUAUCUGACAAAGCACUCAAUGCACCUCCACCAAGAAGGUAAAUGUAUUCC